AUGUAUCGUCACAGUGUACACACAUACACACUUUUUUUUCCUUGUGCGCUUACACUCACAGGUUUAAUGAUGCGUUUGGUUGCCUGCAGUCUGUGUGGGACGGUGCGCCGUCACGCGUCUAACCAUUAUGUGGGCCCAACAUUGUUGCGGAUACGUCAUAUGGCGCCGCUGAAUGGGGGUAUACGCAGUAACAGAAGUCGAGCAGUGGCCUCUUGCGUAACUGACACUUCAUUUCCGUGUGAACCGCAGUCACAACGGAUUGUUAUUUCCCCUAGGGAUGGUACCAAAGGGGGAUACUCAUCUCAUGCCUCUGUAGUCACUUCGUAUAACCACUCCAACAAACAGAAAAGGGAGGUUUCACUCACGCCAUCCGAGCUUGGUUUUUCGCAAUGUAACGUAAAUUAUUCGUGGGAGACUGUGGUCGCACAUCCUCUCGAAGUUAGGCUUGCAUCACGGCGCAAUGAGUCGCUUUUGCAGCGUUUGCACUUAUUUGGGAUGCCUGCAGGGUAUCCUGAUUCGUGUGGAGAGGGGUUUAGACGGUAUUUUCUUCUUUCCCUGUGUAGCAGCUUUGUAUCGAGUUUUGCUUCAUCAAUUGGAUAUCAGUCGAUUCUUAAUGGAUUUUUACUUGCAUCUUCACCACAACUAUGGAUGCUGAAAGAUCUUGCCCCCGCCCUAGCCGCUGCGUAUUUGGCAAAUCGCGUCAUAUCGUACGAAAACAGGCCGAAGUUUUGGUUUGUUUUUUCUGUAGCGCUGCACAAUCUCUCCGUCAUAGCUGAGAUGAUUAUUCCGACAACAGUACCAAAUCAUCUGCUUGCAGCCGCAAUCCUAACCUCGUGUGUGCGGCAGUCGGCGUCGCUUAUGUUUUUGGUGACGAGAGCCUCCGCUCUGCAACACUUCGCCAUCAGUAACAACCUGGCGGAACUCACGAAGAAGUUCAACUCUUUUGGAAUGGUUAUCUACACCGUCUCAACGGCACUGGGAAUUGCAUACACAUCUUUAGUACCAUCGGUGACGGCCCAACUUGCUACGGUGCUUAUGUGCUGUGGUGCAAAUUUAGCGAUUUCUCAUUUGUCCAUGUGUAAUAUAGCCUUUCGCAUAUUGAAUGAAACUACCCUCUCCGUGAUCCUUCGCUUCUACAUGCGAGAGGAGGGUCACCAGAGGGGACGUGUAUUAUCGCCACGGGAGGUAAGUGAUGCCAUUGGACUCCGGAUGAUAGACAGAGGGAGAUCCGAUGGUAACGACCGCAUAGGGCUUCUCUACGUAAAUCCACCAAUCGGAAAGAUCCGCAUUCGGUACUCUUCUCUCGAUGAAGAUGUUGUGUACUUGUGUUCCUCAGAAAUGUUUCUUUUUGCCCUUUGGGAGCCUUCUGCCCCCCUAUCACUUCUGGACCGCUGGCAUCGAUGGGAAAAACCACAGCUGACACAACGAAUCAGUAAGUGGUUUUUCUCAAAGAAGAAAAAUGUUCCUACAUCUGAAGUGUUGGGCAAGCGGUUGGUGCUUUUCGUCCAUCAGGAGUGCGAUUCAUUGCAUCUGCUGACUGCGUACCUUCUUGCGUACACUGCACUGCUACAACAUGCCGAUGAUUUAGCGGAACUUCGUCGUUUCCUUCGUUCCUGCAACGGGGAACAGUCGCUUUGGUUGAAGCGAGGAGGCGAAUUGAGGAAGUCUCUUCAAGCGGUUGGUUGGGACGUCGAGCAAUUGUCGCUGGACCCACUUAACUUUCGUCUCUCUAGUCUUAGCUUCGCUGCGCAACCGCGGUGUAUGCGACAUUUAAACCCCCUUAAUUAA
Messenger RNA from Trypanosoma brucei brucei TREU927, 1788 nucleotides. RefSeq lists its product as hypothetical. The transcript has a single exon. Bases 1 to 1788 code for a protein of 595 amino acids. Lineage: Eukaryota; Euglenozoa; Kinetoplastea; Trypanosomatida; Trypanosomatidae. The record is from RefSeq and is a predicted model, not a curated record.